Molecule: messenger RNA, 4684 nt
Organism: Danio aesculapii
Lineage: Eukaryota; Metazoa; Chordata; Actinopteri; Cypriniformes; Danionidae
Gene: ccdc180
Product: coiled-coil domain containing 180
Exons: 37
Coding region: 1-4449 (1482 amino acids)
Source: RefSeq, a predicted model, not a curated record
AUGGCAGACACCCGUGUGCUUCCCAGUGGUAAAGUGUAUCGUCAAAUGUUUGAUGCCCAGGUUCAGUUGUCUCUGGCUCUUUACGACUCGCGGAGGAAGCGCGCUGCCGAUGAGGGCGACGGUGAUGGUCUUUUGAGUGGAGAUGCAGCGGACUCCGCGUCACAGCACCUCAAUGGGACAUACAACACGGCCACUACAAGGAACUUUCUUUAUUCCGGUGGAAAGAGAAGUGAAGACCAGGAUGAUAGUGAAGUGGUUUGUGGUCUUCCAGACAUAGUUGUUCCAGAUAAAAAAAACUCAGACAUCAUUGAUCGUCUUAAGGAGAAAAGGCAGAAGGAUCACAAUGAAGCUGUUUCUCAGUUGCAGGCAGAUCUUUCCAGCAUUAAUCUGGGUAUUGAACCAUUAUUUAGACAUACUGGAAAUGAUAUCUUACUCAGACUGUCAGAGUAUAAUGACAAUAUUGAAAGAAUUAUGCAGAAUAUUGAAAACAUCUGUGACUUAACAGCACACAGCUAUCAGGACUUGCAUGAAAUCAGGAACAAAGUCUGCUGUGAAUCGUCCUUGAAAACAAAGUUGAUUAAACAGCUGGAUGAGAUAUAUUCCAAAUAUGAGUCUGAGAGAAAAGCCAUGAUAUCAGCAUUACUGAGAAAGUACACUACAAAACUGGAGAAAAUCUGUUAUUUGAUGCCCUGUGAUGUCCACAGACUGAUUGAUAACGAAGCCAUGAUGAUAAACCAAGCUCUGCUAGCAAAUCGACGUGCUUUGGCCAAACUGCAUUUGAAUUUGAUGGAGAAACAUCUGCAGAUGGAUGUUUUCCAAAGGCUGAAAUGGGAGGAAAAGCUUCAAGAUUGGAAAAGAAUAAAACUUAAUGAUGCAAUAAGCCAGUUUAAAGACUUUAUGAACAGCCCUCAAGUUCAGAACCCUAAAAACAUUCAAGAUACUCUGAGAACACUAAAGUCAGAACAGAAAACACUGAGUGAGAAACGCAUCCAAAGCUUAAAGGUUCUUAGGGACAUGACACCUCCUAGAAUCUCAAAGUCAUCAGUUACAGAAUGGUAUUUAGAUCUGUCUGUUAUCAAUGAGCAGAUAGAUCGUAUUCACGUUGCCACAAUGGAAACACUUCAUAAAAUGUAUGACAAUAACUGGCAAGUUUGUUUGGCACAGGUUGAUCUAUUUAGGACUGAGAUGUCCACAUGCGGUUUCACUUUGGAUGAGAUACAGAAUUUUGUAAACACUGAUAUAUUACCUCUCAUUGGCCCGUGUCAGUCACAAACGAAGGUCUAUUUGGAAAAACUAGAUAAAGCUUUUGAAAGUCUGGCCAGAACUACGGCUGACCAGAGCAAGUGCUUAUUCGGGUUAAUGUGUGGGGCAGCUCAGCUGUGGGAGAUCCACUACAAAGGCCUGUUGAGCAGAGAACAGCAACUGCAAAAUUCAUUGGAGGUCAUCAGUCAAGUCCAUUACCAAGAGAACCAGAGGAAAGAGGCCCAACUGGAUAUGAUGUUAGACAAACUCAGACAGGAAAGUUCAGAAGAAGCUUUGAAAGCCUCAUUAGAGAAAAUACUAACCUAUCUGGAUGAAGUUAGGAAUGGGUAUGCGCAAACCUAUAAGGAGGAAGUGGAAACUGUGGAGUGUUACCCUUCUACAGUACUACAGGAACUACAGGCAUACAGUCUUUCUGUUAGCCAGUUUUUCAGUGUUGAAGAGGUUUAUGGUCAGGACCAGGAUUUUUGCCAAAUUUACCCUUCUCUUAAACUUGAUCAAAACAUAAAAACUGGUAAAAACGUAAAACACAAAGAUGCACCAAAGUCAUAUUUCAACAAACAAGAAAGCUCAAACUUUGACCUGUCCUGUGCAACGGAUGACCAACAUUGUACGGCUUUAGCAUUUUCAUUCUCAAAGACCAAAGAGACUCUGAUCACCGCGAAAGGAAAUGUGUACAACUGCUUUGAGUUUCACACUACUAAUGAUGAGGAAGAGGAGAUAAAUUUAAAGGAAACUGAUUUGGUUUUAUAUCCAAAGACUUUAACUGUUGAAGUCCUAAAAGAAGUAAGACAAACAUUUUUUAGCAAUCUGGAAGAGAGAUUUCACAUUAUUCUAACCAACACAAUGACUGUUGUGGAGGCCAAGAAGGAGAAACUGAAAGCUGAAUUUGACCUUCGUGUCCAGCUACACCAAACUCGUGCUGUAAGAAUCGAGAUGGACAUUCACAGUGUCAGAGCAGCUGAACUAGCUCACCAUCGAGAACGUGUGGAUCAACACUGCAGGGGUAUACAGCAGGUCCUCGAAAACUCCCAGACAGACUUACAGAUGCUACAGGUCCAGCUGAAUAAACUGACUGAAGACUUUCAAAUGCAAAUCUACAAAAGAGAGAAAGAUUUCAUCGUUGGCACUAGUUCUGAAAAACUAAAUAGACUUUGGAACUCACUUCAAUCCAGCCUGGACAAGCUCAUCAGUGUUAUCCAGAUUUCACAAAGAGACUUCAGACAAAAGAUUGAGUUCAGGAUGGAGGGUCUGAGGGAAUCAAAUGUUCAGAUAAUGAGAUCGUUUAAAUUGUUUUCUGAUGGCGGGAAUUUUACACCCCAAGAAAUUGAGGUCUUUCACUCACAACUGGAAAAGAUGGACAAGCGCAUUGAUACCACAGAGGGGGUCGUAAUACAAGACAUGGAGGAAAGAGAAUCAAAGUGUCUGGACCAGGCCAAAGAUAUUUUCAGGAGGUUUGGGGAAAAAUUCAGUUUUCAUGCGAAUGACCUGAAGUUUCUUGAAAAAAUGCAACAAAUUUUUACCAACACACGAGUCCAGAUAAAAAGCGAGGCUUUGAAAAGUAAUAUGCAGAAAAAGAUGAUUGAUAGCAUGCUGCGUGAUUUAAAACAAAUGACUGCUGAGUAUUACCAACCAUGCCCUGAUAAGAAGAUUGUAACCGUAGUGGAGAUAACCAGUUUAACAACUUCUCUGAUGGAGGAACUAAAGAAGAGGUGUCAGUACCUUGACUGCUUUUUGGAUCCAUCAAUGGCUGCCCCCCGACCAGAGACUCCACUUCAGGGGCCUUUUGCAGUCGCAGCCCGCUCCAGAUCCCGUACACAGGAAACCACAGGCAGUCCAGAUAGAGAUGGCCUGCUACACCCUAGUCACAUUGGAUCGUCUUUCCUGGAUGAUGCUGCAGUGGGAGUUAUUAAAGGCCUACUCAAGGUAGGUAAAGUUAAAGACCCCAAGGAAGAAAACUUCGACUCAGCAGAACAACAUGCUUCAUCAGCAAGGUUAAAUUCACCACAUGGAUCAGGUCGAAGAUCAGGAAAGAGCCUCAGUCAGUCUGGAAUAGAAACUGUCCGCAGAAAGUCAGUGGAGUCAAUAAAUAUACAGAGUUCUGUAAGUGUAAAGAGGUUCCCAAAACUCAAUCGAUUUGACAAGAAGUACCUUAUUUUUGGCUCAAAACCCGAAGAGCAGAAGGACAUUGUUUGCUUCAAAACCUCAAUUACUGGUAUUCUGUGGAAAGCCAAUGAUAUUCUUCUUAUGGUGGCAGAGGAAUUCUAUAAGAAGAAGAAAGGCCCUACCACACGUCCCGAUCAACUGCAGGAGACGUUUGAUCAGUGUGCAGAGGAGAUGCAUAAAAGACUACUGAUCUACCAGAGCCAGGCACAUGACUACCACAACAGCUGCCUGCAAGAAUUUCAGCAGCAGUUGAAAGCCAUUGAAGAGUUUCUGUCAAGUGUACCAGAGAUACUUUUCUCUAAACUAAGAGAUCAAUACCUUGAAGAGCUGACGCAAAGCAUGAUACAAAUUCAACACCGGUUCAAACUAGUUCAACAGCAGAGUGAACAAAACAGGAGAGAGCAUAGUGGUCAGCUGCGUGUGCGUCUGAGUCACCCAGCUUGUGAGAGUGAACUCAAACUGCUGGUGGAGGCUGAAGAGCAGAGACAGAAACAGCACAGACAGGCCAUCCAGGACACCAGACAGGAACUUCAGGCCUGUGUCAUCAAAAACGCAGAGGAAUCUGUCCCUGCUUUUGCCAGGUUGGCAGAGGCCCUGCUAUUUCAGUUCGACAACCUCAUAACCAUCCACGAGGUUCAAGUGGGACAUGCUGAACAAAAGGAGAAUUUUACCACUCUCCUUCGCCAGACACAAACUGGCCUUUUGCAGGAGGACAAGAGCAGUGCUGUGAUACAGAAAGGCAGCAGAACAUGGCCAGGCAUUUGUUACAUCAGGUUCACUGAUGGCAGCUCAGUACAUAAACAAUCACAGGGAACGGUCACAAUCACAACUGCUAAGACCACACUGGCACAUCUUAAGACCAUUGAAGUUCGAGACACCAUGCAUGAGCUGUAUGGGCGAAAAGUUCAGGAGGAGCUGGAUAGAGCUCAUCUGGAGUGUGACGCUCAGGAAAAAGAGCUGCAGCAGUGGCAUGAGCACUGGCAGAGUCAGCUAAAAUCCCUUGCCUCACUCAACUCCGAAUGACCAGCAGACCCUCAUAAACUCUGACAAUAUAAGCCAAGGAAUUAAACAGCAUCAAAGCGUAUGGACAGUACAGACACAUAUUUAUCUAACACAGACAACUGUGCUCCAUUUCAAAUUACCACGCUUAUCUGCUCCCAUGUUGUCGGAUUCCUAUAGUCAUUGACUAUAAUGGUCAAAAGCAUGAAUUGAAUGUAAAGUUUAAUGUUAUAAAAAUGUUUAUUAAUUGUUUUUUCUG